Molecule: messenger RNA, 1738 nt
Organism: Phoenix dactylifera (date palm)
Lineage: Eukaryota; Viridiplantae; Streptophyta; Magnoliopsida; Arecales; Arecaceae
Product: ATP-dependent Clp protease ATP-binding subunit
Source: RefSeq, a predicted model, not a curated record
UCCAGCCUCAAAUUCAUCAUUCUUCUUAUCACUUCUUUCGAACUAAUUCCGCAAUACCAUAGUCAGGAAGCUCGAGCUCUUCCCUCAGAUUCCCAAAUGAGUUCCAAGAUCAACUCUCCAAGUCUUCCAAUCCCCCACAGACUUCCAACCAAUUCACCCAGCUUCAAUACAUCAUCAAACUCUCUCAGAUUUAAGUGCAGACCGCACUCAGUUCCCUCCUCUUCUUACACCAGUCCAAGCAGGCAAGAAUCUCUCGACAAAGUUGAACACGGUUCUAACGUAUGGGACGUCAGGUUUGAAACUCUUGAAGGCUGCAAGCUGGGCAUCUCCUGGUAUCCAGAUUUUGAAUACAAUGCGAAAGGAGGUAUUGGUACAGCGAUCGGGAGAAAGGAGGACGAGGCUCGCAAUGAUGAUGAUACGAUAUCGGUCACUUUCGAUGUAGGAACACUGUAUAUCCCACCGCUUACCGGUGCGACGACAAAGUUCCUUGGCUUGCCAUUGCCGCCGUUUCUUAAGAUAGACAUUGUUCCAGAGUCUUUCCAGGGAACCAUCAGCAAAGAGAGUGGAAAGGCUGAUCUGCAGUUCAGAGCAAAAUUCUGGUUCUCAGUUGGAAGCAUUUACAAAGCUCCUCCAUUAAUGGUGGAGACAACACUAACAUCAGAGGAGUCCACAGGAAAAUUAAGGGCUGGGAGGGGGGAGAGAAUAAAUGGAGAAGGAAGGUGCAGGCUGGUUGGUGUGGCCUUGGUCAAUCCAAUCAAUGACAUUCUCAUGAACUCCUUUCUUGGACUUCCAAGUGAAUGCAUCGCUGAUCUGAAUGCGAGAAUCUCCAUCACUUCCUCUACGUGAAGGUUAAUUAUAUAGCAUACAUUAACCAUAUUAUUUUUAUACUGUAGAUAAAAAGAGAGAGCGGCAUCAGGAAAAGAAAAAAAGGAUAACCAGAGAGCGAGUGAGAAAUUCUCUUACAACUAUUGCUGUUUCCUUGCAGCAUCUCUCCAGGGCAUCCAGUAAAGUUGGAACUCAAUAAUUCAUUCAGUUGAUUCCGGUUGGUUAUGACAGCAAAAGCAUUCAAAAGCAUUCGAAUACUGCAAGAUUUCAAAGACUUAAUCAGCAUGUCUAUACUUGCAACAGUGUCAUGGAAUAUAUGCAAUAACAUACAUACCUAGGAACGUAAGGCUGAUUGGGUAAACCUUCUUAAAGAAUAACUGGAGAUCCGAACUUCUGAAAAACAAUUAAGGUUUUGGAAUAAUUUUGUACAUAAAAUUUCCAGUGAACGGCUUCGGAUCCACGAUUGAGUGUAAAGCCAUUGAAAGCCAUGGUCUUGGAGCAGCCUUAUUAUGGUGGAGCAAUAAACCGUCAUGUGAUUUGGUGAAUUGAAUGGUAUUGUUUUCUUUGAUGCUGUGGCAAACAUAGAACUACGUUGAAAGCUAACUUUGCAUGACACAGUUUAUGCAGUGAAGAAGUUGUUCCAGAAAAUCCUAUACACCUCUGCUUCCAUCCCAUGCAAAAGAGUUUGUGUAUAGACCAACUUUUGAAGUUUACUCCCACAUAACAUAAAUAGUAGGUGGAAGAACGAUUGGUAUAGAUGAUUGAACCUAAAAACCCAAUGGCUUUAGUUUAUAGGCUAAGUUGGUUUUGCAUGUUUAUCAAGUUCUACUGACCUUACGAGUCCGGUCUCCCCAACACCUGUUGUACUUUUUGAUCCAGUGUGCUAUAUAUUGCUAGUAAAUUUGCUUCUUUA